Messenger RNA from Calidris pugnax (ruff), 4551 nucleotides. It is a transcript of the gene GALC, whose product is annotated as galactosylceramidase. Gene Ontology annotation, molecular function: galactosylceramidase activity. Gene Ontology annotation, biological process: galactosylceramide catabolic process. The record is from RefSeq and is a predicted model, not a curated record. NCBI's taxonomy places the organism in Eukaryota, Metazoa, Chordata, Aves, Charadriiformes, Scolopacidae. The coding region runs from base 35 to 2059 and encodes 674 amino acids. Gene Ontology annotation, cellular component: lysosome. The transcript has 17 exons.
ACGCUGUCGGCAGCGCGGAGCGGAGCGGCUCGGGAUGGGGUGCGCUGCUCUGCUGUGGGGCUGGCUCCUGCUUAUCUGCAACUGGGGCCUGGGACCCCCCGGGGUCGGUGCCGCUGCGCUUUCGGCGGCCACCUACGUGCUGGACGAUCUCGGCGGGCUGGGCAGGGAGUUCGACGGGAUCGGGGCUAUCAGCGGCGGCGGGGCCACAUCUAGACUCCUGGUGAACUACCAAGAACCCUAUCGCUCCCAGAUUUUAGAUUAUCUGUUCAAGCCAAAUUUUGGUGCUUCCUUACAUAUCCUCAAAGUAGAGAUUGGAGGUGAUGGUCAGUCAACAGAUGGCACUGAACCCUCCCAUAUGCACUAUGAAAAUGAUGAGAACUACUUCCGGGGCUAUGAAUGGUGGCUGAUGAAAGAAGCUAAAAAGAGGAAUCCAAACAUUAAACUGAUUGGAUUACCUUGGACAUUUCCAGGGUGGAUAGGGAGGGGUGAAAACUGGCCCUAUGACUAUCCAGAUGUCACUGCUUACUAUGUUGUUUCUUGGAUAUUAGGAGCUAAACAGUAUCAUGAUUUGGACAUUGAUUAUAUCGGGAUAUGGAAUGAAAGGGCAUUUAGUAGCAAAUAUAUUAAGCUGUUGAGAUACACAUUGGAUAAGCACGGUCUGCAGCAGGUGAGGAUCAUAGCCAGCGAUAGACUGUGGGAGCCCAUUUCCUUUGUCUUGCUGCUUGACUCUGAGCUCCACGGAGUGGUCGAUGUCAUUGGGGCUCACUAUCCUGGAACAAAAACGGUGCCAAAUGCCUUGCUGACUAAGAAGAAACUGUGGUCUUCAGAAGAUUACAGUACAUUCAAUGAUGAAGUAGGUGCAGGCUGCUGGGCUCGGAUCCUGAACCAGAACUACGUGAAUGGAAACAUGACCUCAACCAUUGCAUGGAACUUGGUAGCCAGUUACUAUGAGGAGUUGCCCUUUGGUCGCUGUGGAUUAAUGACAGCACAAGAGCCGUGGAGCGGCCACUACAAAGUAGAAGCUCCUAUCUGGAUUACAGCACACACGACGCAAUUUACUCAGCCAGGCUGGUCAUACUUGCAAGUGGAUGGACACUUAGAAGGAGGUGGGAGUUUUGUGGCUCUGACAGAUGGCCGAGGAAACCUUACCAUCAUCAUUGAAACUAUGACUCAUAAUCACUCUCAAUGUAUCAGGCCUCCACUGCCUCAUUUCAGUGUGAAACCUCAGAGAGCAACUUUCUACCUCAAAGGGUCAUUUUAUAUGGUGGAGGCCCUUCAAGUGUGGCAUUCUAGACUUGGGUUUGAAUCCGGGAACUCCAGUCUUUUCCAGCAACUCCAUCCUGUUAAGGUGUGGAAGGGAAGUUUUUCUUUAGAUCUAGACAUAGACGAAGUCUACACUUUAACCACACUCAAGACAGGACAGAAAUGUUGUUGCCCAGAGCCUCCACCAUCUCAGCCCUUUCCUUCAAAUUACAAAGAUGAUUUCAAUAUUCGUAAUCCUCCUUUCAGUGAAGCCCCGAAUUUUGCGGAUCAGACAGGUGUAUUUGAAUACUUCGUAAAUGCUUCUGACCCAGGAGAUCAUGUGUUCACACUCCGCCAGGUGGUGGUUCAGCGACCCAUCACUUGGGUUUCUGAUGCAGACCAGACCAUUAGCCUCAUAGGAAAUUUUAAGUGGGUAAACAUGACAGUCACUUGUGACAUCUUCAUAGAAAAACAACGUGAUGGGGGCGUGUUUAUUGCAGGAAGAGUGGACAAUGGUGGGAUAUAUGUUCGACGGACCAAAGGAGUUUUCUUCUGGGUUUUUGCAGAUGGCACCUAUAGAGUCACUGGUGACUUGGCUGGAGAAGAAAUAUUAAUGAAAGGCCUUUCUGGUGUGCGGGAUAACGCGUGGCACACGCUGACUCUGAACAUCCAGGGCACUUCUGCCUCAGGACUGUUAAAUGGUUAUCCGCUCUGGGAGAAUGUCACCAUUUCCAAACCAAGUAACGGCUGGGCUGCUAUUGGAACUCGCUCCUUUGAGUUUGCACAGUUUGACAACUUUCAUAUCGAAGCCAGCUGAGGUAGCUUUUGCAUUUGAAGAACCCAAUUCUUGGUAUUACUUUGAAUAAGAGCCAGUUCAAACUUUGAGGGCAACUUAACACUAUGCUAAGAUUGAUUUGUUGUCAAGAAAUCUGAAUUCUCUCCUUAUUACUUGUUAGAGGUUUACUUGAAUAGGUAUCAACAUGUCUGUAACUUUAUCCCCUGGUUGAUAUGGGAUUUUUGCCCUUCGAUUUUUGGGGGUAAAUUUUAGUUCAAGGUAACGAUGAUGAUAAAAUCUUGGAUUUAAAUGUCUUUUAAUUUCAACAUCUUAACUUCUCAGAUCACACUUAAGAUAACUUCAGAAGUUAGCAGAAGACAGAGGCAUCUCAAGGUGCACUUUCAACACUUACAUGGUUGUGUCCAUUCCUUUCACUCUGAAAGCAUUAAAUGCCAGUAAGUCUUAUGAGCCAGUGGCCCCAUACUUUUGUAGGUCUGUCGUUCUCAAAUGUAGUAUUUUUUUUUUUUUUUCGCUAUAGAAAAACUAUUUUGUCUGCUACAGUCUGAGGCUAGACAUUAUGGUACUCCAAGUGCAUUUGAUUACUUCUUCCAACUUUCAUUGCCAGCCUUAAAAUAGAUCAUAUUUUCAGUGGAACAGAAGCGUGCCUUAUGGCAGAUCAGGCAGUGCCUUACUUCUAAGCUACCUCCUCUUUGCAAUGAAAAGGUUGAAAUGGAUGAAGAGACACUGUAACUUGCUGUAUGGUAGUGGUAACCUUGUGGGGUUUUUUGAAUGGCGCAAAGAGUAAAAGCUUUGCAUCAUUGAUGCUGACAAGCCAAGUGCUUACUUCUCUUUCAGGUCAUGUCUUAAAACUGGCCUUUUGUUCCUAGAAAUUUGGGCAACCAUCUCUCACUUUUUAUCUAAAUCUCAGAGAAGAAAAUAAAGCAUAGCAGUCUUGUUGAGCUUAUUAUAUUACUGUAGCACAGAGGAGAUUUGAAUACUGUCACAUCCUGCCAUAAAACAGAAAACGAAAUAGUUGUUACCCUUAAGAGCUUGCAAUCUGUUUGUAAAGUGAGUGGCUGCAGGUGGGCACGGGCAGAAUGGCUUAGUGUGCCAGGCCGUGGGACUGACACGAGAGUCUCUGGUUUUAAACUUUUCGUAGGCAUCAUGGAGUAAAGUUCAGAGUUAAUUUCACAUCCUUGGGAAAGGAGAGAUUCUGUUUUGCUGUUGCUUCAUUGUUGUUGUUUUUCCCAAGUUACUAUGCUACAUUAAAAAACACUGAUUUGGAAUACAAAUACAAUGAGAUACCGAAUGGGAUUUUGAUUACACACAUUCCAAAUUCAGUUGGCUUCUGAAUUGACCUUCUUUGCUGUUGCUCAGUUUAAGAUGAUGUCUAUUGCCAUAAUGAGACAUGCUUCCUGUGCCCGUCUGCUUUUUGCAUUCACAUCCUAAUUGACAAGCAAGUAGUUCCAUGGUCUUGAUAGCCUCAGACAGCCAUUAGUGCUGUAUCUGUAGCAGGCAAUAUCUUAUCUUUGAGAAAUAGAUUUGCAGUGUACUUGCGAUUUAUACAGAUUAUUAAUCUGAUCCACUUCAUUUUGAAAGCUGAUUCCAGUUAAGUGUUAACUUCAGUCUUCGAAGUUGUCAUUUAAUAUAGAGUUAAUGUAAUAGAAUCAUUACUUGAAAAAUUUUGUAAAGGUUAUCUUCCAAAUUAGCUUUUGAGAUCUCAAAAUUCUAUCUCUAGUAAGUAGAAAUGUUUACUAUUAUAGCAAUUAUCCUGAUACUGCUAUUAAUUGGUUACGAAUCAUUCAUACAUGCAAGUUUCAUACGUGCUGGUAACCUUGAAAAAUGGUCCAAACCGCUUAACACUCUUGUAGAAGGCUUCCAAAUAUUAAGUAACUAUUUACUUAAGCAGGUGAAAAAUGAAAGCUAGUUUUCCACUUAAGUUUCAUUUGACGGUUGAAGUGUGGAUGCAAAUCUGUUCAUGACUCACUUGAUUUCAGAAUGGAUGUCACUGGUAACUCCAGAUGUGAAGGAAUCUAAUUUUAGGUCCUCGUAUUCAAGUAAUAUGAGUAUAGAAGAAGUAGUUCUCAGAAUAAACUUAUUUUAGCUGUGAUGGAUUUUCCUGUUAGGAUACUUCUUGGAGACUUCCUGGUAGCUUGUGUGGCUGCAAGCAGUGGUGGUGUAAGAGGGAGAUAGCAAUGAUGCAGUUAUUCCAAAGGAGAUGUCCAGUUUUUUACCUUUUAAUGCACUAAUGUAAUAAACUGUUAUAUUGUGUACUUUAUCACUGGAACCGUUGAUUUUUUUUUUUCUAAUCUUAAUUUAUAAUGUUAGAGGAUUAAACUGUUAUGAACAGAGUAAAUGAUUUAAUGGUGAUAUAAAGCUAUUCAUCUUUAUAUGUCUGUAAUUCUUCACCCUUCAGCAGGCUGUAAUAUGUUUGGCAAUAACAAGCUGUCAGGUCUUUCAUUGAGGGGUGGAUUUAUAUUGUUGAUUAUAAAUACUAAUCAUUCCAAAAGGACAAAUAAAACACUUAAAACCCC